UUAAUAUUUAUAAUUAAUUUUCAAACAUCCGAUGUGAUAGGAACUUAGAAGUUUUAGUCCCAUCUAAACAUGGCCUAACUCUUCUCCCACCUAUCCCUCUCUCUUCCCCGGAACGAGAUCGUCUGACGUUUCUUCCCCAUCUCUCGGGCAGCGUGAGGCGAGAUGGGUGGCGCGCGGCGGCCGACGGGAGAGGAGCGGCGUAGCGGCCGGCGGAGGCCGCGUCCCCGUGGCCCCCUCCGCCGCUCCCCCCGUUGUCCUCGCUUCUUCCCCCCGGGCCGACGCCGCUGCCGCCCUCACCACCGUCGCGUCCGCCAUCGCCGAUUCCUUCCGUGACCUGUUCCUCCUGUCCCGCCACUGGGCAUGGCGGAGCGGGACGUGUUCGCGUACACGGCCAUGAUCUCGGGGCUGUCGGACCACAGCCGAUGCGUGAAGGCCAUCGAACUGUUCGAGCGGAUGCAGGAGGAACGGGGAGGGCAGGGCUCAUCGGCCAGGCAAGGGAGAUCUUCGGGAGCAUGGCGGCGAAGUACGGCAUGGAGCCCGGCGUGGAGAACUAUGGCAGCCUGGUGGAUGUGCUGGCGGGGAUGGUGGAGGAGGCGGAGGAUGCCGAUGAGGCCCGACUAGUGCGUGCUGGGGGCGCUGCUGAAUGCGUGAAUGGCGCGCGGCGACACUGAGGCCGGGAAGGAGGUGGCGGCGAUGAUGGCGGAGCUGGGGCUGGACGACCACAGCGGGGUGCAGGUGCAGCUGUCGAACCUGUAUGUGGGGCGGGGGAAGUUGGGGGAGGUGGCGGGUGUUCCACCUCCAUGAUCCAUCGGCCAGCGACAUGGCGACCUCAGCGUGGUGACGGCGUCCAAGUACUCCAAGGUUCCUCAACCCGUAGGAGUUAGGACACGCCCCAUCGCGCCACCGCCGACCUCCCUCUCGUCGUCUUCAGCAACGUGCACUGGGGCCGCUUCCAGGAGGCCGUCCUCGAGCUCAGGCAUGACGUCGCCGAGGCAUGGCCGCAUGGGCGGCGCUGUGGAGGGACGACGCCACGAGGUUCGCGGCCGCCGUCACGUCCCAGUGCAGGGCCGAGAAGGAUCUCUGUUGCCUCGCCGCCGCUGCCCUCAAGCACUCGUCGCGCCUCGGCUUCGGCUCCAUCGCGGAGGAAACCGAGAUGGCCGCCGCGGCGCCGUGCUCAUGGACAUCCGCCGCUGUGUUCAUGGCUGCCGUAUUCAUGUCAUUGCCGCGGCAUCCUCCUGCAAGAAGACGCCAGCGUUUGUGGCCUUCUACCAGAAGGCCUCGCCGGAGACGGACGAGGUGGCUCUUGAGUCUUGGCAGGUUCGAGGCGUUGGAACAAUGCAUCGACGAGUCCAAUAGCAGCUACUCCAAUGUGUUCAGGAGCAUUCUUCAGACAAGGGUUGCGCUGCUCAAUAUUCAGACAAGGAUUGGAACUUGGAAGCAAUGUAUUCCUCCCAAGGAGAUUUUGUUCCAACCCGGAGAUGAUUGGAGUUGCUUCUUACUGAUGAUUGGAGUACUAGAUUAUCAGUGGCUUCUUUUCACUGAUGAUUGAAUAUACUGCAAUGAGAUUUUUUUUCCUUCGUCACAAAGAGUACUCCUAAUGAAGAUUGGCACAAUUGUGAAUUGGGAGAACUAUGUGGGGGGUCUGUAAUGUGAAUGUCCAAGCCAAUAUGUAAUGUGCGGAGUGUGCAUUGUAUCUGUGACCACUUGAAUUAUGAGCAGGUGAAUAAAACCAAGAAGAUGCAGAUGCCAUCAA
Molecule: messenger RNA, 1753 nt
Organism: Oryza sativa Japonica Group (Japanese rice)
Lineage: Eukaryota; Viridiplantae; Streptophyta; Magnoliopsida; Poales; Poaceae
Biological process (GO): shoot system development; root development
Source: RefSeq, a predicted model, not a curated record